AAAGAAGACAUGUCGAACAACACUUCCCCUGUUUCUCCCAUGCCCCUCUCUCAACAUUUCAGCGACUAUGGCUUCGAUCCUCAAAUCGACUACUUUCAGGUUUUGGAAGAGGCGAGAAAGCACAAGAAAGAAACUUCUUCCAUCGAUAGUACGCAUCAGUUCAAACUCCAGAAGCCUAUAUCCAAAGACGACCUGAUCCGAACCGCUCUCCACAACAACAAGAAGAAGCAACGUUGGUUCUUGAAAAACGCUUUGCUCAUCUUCAACUGGCGGAAAUGGCCAAGACGAAGCAGUCGUUACCCCGGAGAAGGAGACAUAGAGAUGGAACUUGACGUUCACAUGGCGAGGGCUAGGAACUUUCGCGCGUCAUCACUCGGACCCGGUUCGAUAUCUGGUCCGGUUUACGUGACUGAGAGCUGGAGCGGUACGAGCACACCGUACCGAACGAUGAGACCUUCUUCGCUGACGACGUCACCAGCUGCUAUUCCGUAUAUGAGUCUACGGGAGCUUAACAUGGAGCGGAAACAGAGGAGCAAUGCAUCUUCUUCUUCUUCUUCUAUGUCGGGUCCUCUUUACUUGGUCACGUGAAUGAUUUAUAACAUUAUGGGAUGGAC
Messenger RNA from Eruca vesicaria subsp. sativa (arugula), 614 nucleotides. Lineage: Eukaryota; Viridiplantae; Streptophyta; Magnoliopsida; Brassicales; Brassicaceae. The record is from the annotation of a GenBank genome assembly.